Diachasma alloeum is the source of this 1109-nucleotide messenger RNA. RefSeq names its product biogenesis of lysosome-related organelles complex 1 subunit 6 (gene Pldn). Bases 470 to 928 code for a protein of 152 amino acids. Gene Ontology annotation, biological process: intracellular transport. The transcript is spliced from 6 exons. NCBI's taxonomy places the organism in Eukaryota, Metazoa, Arthropoda, Insecta, Hymenoptera, Braconidae. The record is from RefSeq and is a predicted model, not a curated record. Gene Ontology annotation, cellular component: transport vesicle; extrinsic component of membrane; BLOC-1 complex.
AUCCGCGAGCUACCUCUACUGGAUUUAAACAUUCCCCGAAAUUGGACAGUUGGUCAUACUGCCCUUCGGGUCUGCCAAGCUGUCUUUUUCGAAAGACUACACGGGAAUUUGAAGAGUGGGAGACACGGGCGUAAAUGGGAAGUACGUGGCGUGGGGAUAAUCUCAGAAUGCCAAUCUUGCUAGGUUUCCUAUAGCUGUGGUAAUCGUGAUUGAACGCAGGACUGACUCAACUAUAACUAUAAGACUCGAGUCUCGACAAGUCAACUAGAGAUUUAUGCGCAGAUAUCUUAAUAAAUAAAUUCUUGUUCAGUAUCAAUUUGAGGGAUCGAAAGCCUGCGGAAGGCGAAUUGUUCGCGCAGAUAUUGCUGACGCAACUACAUCGGCGCUUGAUUCUAUUGACCAAAGACAGAGUGCCUCAGUACGACUAUUAUGCGGGUGAAACAGGAAAUUUCUUCGCUUCAGGGUCAUAAUGAUGAUGGAAAUCGGAGAGGCGGCUGCCGCAGAGGUUCAGCCUAAUUUGUCAGAAAUCGAACCACUUGUCACCAUAGCUGCUAACGGAGGUGCCCUUGCAGAGGGAAUAUUACAAGCAUAUCAACCUCCCCUAGAACAGAUAAAGAACGAAUUGGAAGAACUAUUGAAAAAACAAGACAACCUCAUUGGAAAAAUGCAAUUUGAAAAUAAACAAUUGGUAGAGACUGCUGAGGACGGACAGUGCUGCGCAAUGUACGCCACGAUUAAAACUUAUCAAGACAAGUUGUUUCACAUCAAGAAAGAAAUGGGGAGUAUUCAUGACAGAACUAUGAAAUUGAAGAAACGCGCUGUGCGUCUGCAACAAAUUAAACAAAAGGGAGCAUCGACAGUAGAACAGAGACAUGAAGAAGUAUCGCGUCGUGAACAAGAAUCCAUAAGAGAGUCUCCGUCGACAUAGUCGGAAAUGCCAUCAAAGACAGCUGUGAAAAAUACCUUCUUGAGAAAGACUUGAACCCUUUCAUUUCCAUGAAACCUUUGAAGAAACUAAUGUGAAUGGAUUCGCAAUGCAAAUAAAUUCUAUUCUAUUCGUACUGAAAGAUAAUGUAUUUAGUUACAAUAAAUGGAAAUAAUGAGAUCUG